Temnothorax curvispinosus is the source of this 2866-nucleotide messenger RNA. RefSeq names its product E3 ubiquitin-protein ligase HECW2 (gene Hecw). The transcript has 7 exons. Gene Ontology annotation, biological process: regulation of dendrite morphogenesis; ubiquitin-dependent protein catabolic process. The record is from RefSeq and is a predicted model, not a curated record. Bases 161 to 2671 code for a protein of 836 amino acids. Gene Ontology annotation, molecular function: ubiquitin protein ligase activity; protein binding. Lineage: Eukaryota; Metazoa; Arthropoda; Insecta; Hymenoptera; Formicidae.
UUUUGUUUUACAAUAAAUUUGUAAAAACAAGACUGUUUUAUUUCAGAGACAGUUCAGACCUAACGGAAUUGUAACGAAAGAAGGAGCGGAAUAUUAUCAGUUAUGGCGCAGUACAGGUGGUCACUCGUCUCUCGAAUCUUUAUACGAAACUCUGUAUCCAAUGCCACCACCGCUUCCACCAAGAGCAGCGCAUCGACCGUUACAUAGAAGCAACGCAUUACCAAGCGGCGCACCAGAGCUACCUAAACGACAUCAAAGGCAUCCCACGCCGUUGCACCCUGAAGAUUGUUUUGGAUUCGAGAUUGUAGAUGUUGACGAAGCCUCAAAUCUCAAGUUAAGAACGGCAGUUACAAAAAGUAUCGCUCUAUUAAGUUCACCGAGAUCGCACAGACAACGAGAAAGGCCAGAAUCGACAAUGGCUAAUCAACUGGAGUGUCCGCCUACCCCUACACAUCGACCCAAACCUUUGUGUCCAUUGCCUGUAUGCCAAACGUCAAACGUAUCUUUAUCUUCAGAGGAACCUCUGCCUCCAUCAUGGGAAGCGAGAAUAGACAGCCACGGCCGAGUAUUUUACAUAGAUCACAUCAAUCGAACAACAACGUGGCAAAGGCCAAACUUGACGACACGUAAUACCGGUUGCGACCUACGAAGACAACAAUUAGACAGGCGUUACCAAAGUGUGCGACGAACUAUUUCGCGUCCCGACAAUAUAGAUCGCGAAGCUAACGGCUCAAACGAUAAUUCUUUUGACAAUACCGAGCGGCAGAAUGACCGUACUGACAGGAGCGAAUCUGAGCCAUUCGAUAUCACCACGAUACCACCGGUAUUAUUCCUAACACGGCCCGACUUCUUUACCGUGCUGCAUACCAACGCAGAUGCUAUGGAAGUGUACAACCGUAAUCCAAGUUUAAAACACAUGAUCAAUAGAGUUAGAAGGGAUCCGAUAGUUUUCCCAAGAUACGAGCACAAUAGAGAUUUAGUUGCCUUAAUUAAUGUCUUUGCCGAUCCAACCAAGGAACUUCCAAGAGGGUAUGAAUCAAAGCUCGACAGGACAGGCAAAAGAUUUUUCAUAUGUCAUGCUAGGAAGGCUACGUCUUUUAUCGAUCCACGAUUACCUACAGAAGCCGCUCAUAUACGAACAUUGCUAGACGAAGCUCCCGUUCCACCGCCCAGGCCACAACAAGCGUCUGUAACCGCUACUCCCGACAUACCUGUGGCCUACAACGACAAAGUAGUUGCAUUUCUACGUCAGCCUAAUAUAAUGGAUAUUCUAAAGGAAAGGCAUUCUGCGUUAGGACAGAAUAUAGCGCUUCGAGAGAAAGUUAAUACUAUAAGAGUCGAAGGAACUUCAGCGUUACAAAGAUGGGGCCACGACGUUCCUUUAGCAUUAUUGCUAAGUUUAUUCGAGCAAGAAAUAAUGUCCUAUGUACCUGGUAGUAUGGGUAGAUCUCCGCUCGGUAGCCCGCAUGCAUCACCUGGACUGACAAGAGCUUCUGCCAGAGCUCCCGCACCGUACAGGAGAGAUUUCGAAGCUAAACUUCGAACUUUUUAUCGAAAACUGGAAAGCAAAGGUUACGGGCAAGGACCGGGUAAAUUAAAAUUACACAUCAGAAGGGAACAUUUACUCGAAGAUGCUUUUACGCGUAUAAUGGCUGCAUCAAAGAAGGAUCUGCAGAAAGGUAAACUGGUGGUCAUCUUUGAUCAUGAAGAAGGAUUGGAUUACGGCGGGCCAUCCCGAGAAUUUUUUUUUCACUUAUCACGCGAACUGUUCAAUCCGUAUUACGGAUUGUUUGAAUAUUCAGCCAAUGACACUUACACGGUGCAAAUCUCGCCGAUGUCGGCUUUUGUGGACAACUAUCACGAUUGGUUCAGAUUUUCGGGCAGAGUUCUGGGUUUAGCAUUGGUUCAUCAGUACCUACUCGACGCGUUCUUCACGCGACCAUUUUAUAAGGCUCUUUUAAGGAUACCGGCGAGUUUGAGCGACCUGGAGAGCUUAGACCAAGAAUUUCAUCAGAGUUUAAUGUGGAUCAAAGAGAAGGACAUCAGUAUCGAACCGUUAGAAUUAACUUUCUCAGUAACGGAGGAACUUUUGGGACGAGUCGCCGAACGCGAGUUGAAGCCAGGUGGGAGAAAUAUCGCGGUUACUGAAAAGAAUAAAAAGGAGUAUCUCGAGAGAGUAGUACGUUGGCGUCUCGAGCGUGGCGUCGCGGAACAAACGGAAUCGUUGGUUCGUGGCUUUUAUGAAGUGGUGGAUCCGCGUUUAGUAUCCGUUUUCGAUGCCCGUGAGUUAGAGCUGGUUAUCGCGGGUGCGGCUGAAAUCGACCUAAACGAUUGGCGAACGCACACCGAAUACAGGAGCGGUUAUCACGAUGCGCAUCCGGUAGUGGAGUGGUUCUGGAGCAGCAUAAGUCGAUUUACCAAUGAGCAACGUCUAAGACUACUGCAAUUUGUUACCGGCACCUCGAGUAUUCCAUACGAGGGAUUUGCGGCUUUGCGUGGAUCCACAGGACCAAGGAAAUUUUGCAUCGAAAAAUGGGGAAGGCCAAACAGUUUGCCAAGGGCUCACACGUGCUUUAAUCGCUUGGAUCUUCCACCUUAUCCUACACCCGAGAUUUUAUAUGAAAAGCUGCUGUUGGCUGUAGAAGAGACAAAUACGUUUGGUAUAGAAUAAGGCGACGAAUUGGGUCUGUAAUUAUAAAGAAUUUGUACAAUUGAUAGAAUUAUAACCAUCCAGGUUGCAUUUUCUUCUAACAAGGAAACCCAUGGAAGUGUUUUCCCCCAUUUUUGCCCAGACUAGAGUCAAGCUCAACAGGGUCUUCUUUCCCCGCUAAUUUUUCCAAGCCCGUUCCCUUGGCAGUGGUUUCGC